AUGACUAGGAGCUUGAGACACUGGCACUGGGUUGUGAACUGAUUGUGAUGAUUUGCUGGUACAGCAGCCCAUUUGAAUUAUUUAUUACUCAAUAAAGACAUAAGUGUAGAACUAAUAAAUCUGCUACUGAUGAUACAAAAUAUGGACUCCGCCAAAACCAUGGAAAGUUUUAUUAUAAAAAAUAAUAAUUUUUACUUAUUAAAUUUGAAAAUUUAA
Messenger RNA from Blepharisma stoltei, 216 nucleotides. The record is from the annotation of a GenBank genome assembly. Lineage: Eukaryota; Ciliophora; Heterotrichea; Heterotrichida; Blepharismidae.